AAGCCACUAAACCAGUAGCCGUCUUAUGUGGGUGGGUAUAAGAGCACGCGCGUGCGUGAUAACGUAAUUAUUUUCCCCGAAAUUUCCUCGAUCCUUCUGAACAGCGCAGCGGGUGAUAAGCGAUAGGCUAGUAGAAAAGUGAUUGUAUUGUUCUGGUACUUAUCAUAUAAGUCCGUGGGCUUAUUACUCGGUCCAUAUCAGCUGAGGGGACUUCUAAUCUUACAUAAAGACGCAAUAGACCCCACCGCAAACCCCAACAGCUCUCUUCCCCAAUUCUCAUCCUUUUUUUUUCUACCCCCUUAUCGUUCUCUACUUCUGCGCCUCCGCUUGCGAUUUCCUACUUUUUUUUCUCUAUCGAGAUUUCUCUCUCUUAGCUUCAAUCGGAGACGGGUUCUCCGGCGAUCGAUCCGGGGGCCUACGCUUACUCCUCCACCCGAUCCGAAUAGGCGAGGUAGGAUCCAGUCGCCGUCGCCGGAUCCCCGAUCCGAAAUAGCCCUGAUCUCGCGGUAUUGCACCUGGCCAUGAGUUCUCUUAGCAGAGAACUCGUGUUCUUGAUACUGCAGUUCCUAGACGAGGAGAAGUUCAAGGAGACGGUUCAUAAGUUGGAGCAGGAGUCGGGGUUCUUUUUCAAUAUGAAGCACUUCGAGGAGACGGUUCUCGGUGGGGAUUGGGAGGAGGUGGAGAGGUAUCUCUCAGGAUUCACCAAGGUGGACGAUAACCGUUAUUCUAUGAAGAUUUUCUUUGAGAUUCGGAAGCAGAAGUAUCUCGAGGCUUUGGAUAAGAAAGAACGGUCCAAGGCUGUGGAUAUAUUGGUGAAGGAUCUCAAGGUCUUCGCUGCUUUCAAUGAGGACCUAUUUAAGGAGAUCACCCAGCUCCUGACCUUGGAUAAUUUCAGGGAAAAUGAGCAGCUUUCCAAAUAUGGCGAUACCAAAUCAGCAAGGGCCGUAAUGCUCUCUGAGCUUAAGAAGUUGAUCGAGGCCAAUCCUUUGUUUCGUGACAAGCUGCAGUUCCCAAACCUUAAGAAUUCGAGACUGAGGACGCUUAUUAAUCAGAGUUUGAAUUGGCAGCAUCAACUAUGUAAGAAUCCGAGGUCAAACCCAGAUAUUAAAACACUAUUUUAUGAUCAUUCUUGCUCUCAACCAAAUGGUGCUCGAGUGGCAUCUCCAGCUCCUCCUGUCAUGAACGUGAUGCCUAAGCAGGGGGGAUUUCCUCAACUAGGUCCACAUGCAGUUGGUGGGGUUAUAACGCCUUUUCAGCCACAAGCAACAAAUCUUCCAACAACUCUUGCUGGUUGGAUGGCAAAUGCAUCCAAUGCCACUCCCAUGCCGCAUCCAGCUAUAUCGGGUGGUCCCCUUGGCCUUGCUGCUCCUCCCAGUUCAGCUGCUCUCUUGAAACGCCCUGUGACUCCUAACAGCAACCCUCCUGUGGAUUAUCACUCCGCAGAUUCGGAACAUGUUCUUAAACGGCCACGUGCUAUGGGAAUAUCUGAGGAGGUUGCCCUACCAGCUACUCACUUGCCUGUAGGUUAUGCUGCUAUUCCAAGGAACCAGUACAAUACUGAUGAGUUGCCAAAGAAUGUAGCCGUGACUUUAAAUCAAGGGUCUGCUGUGAUGAGCAUGGAUUUUCACCCUUCUCAGCCAACUCUUCUUCUAGUUGGCACCAAUGUCGGUGAUAUUGCUGUGUGGGAGGUGUCCACUAGAGAAAGACUUUCUCAUAGAAAUUUUAAAGUCUGGGAACUUUCAGCAUGCUCAACUCUCCUGCAGUCCACUUUGGUUAAGGAUCCUUCCAUAUCCGUUAACCGUGUUCUUUGGAGUCCUGAUGGCAGUCAGUUUGGUGUUGCAUAUUCCAAGCACAUUGUGCACUUGUACAAUUACAAUGGCCGUGAUGAUCUAUCACAGCACUUGGAGAUUGAUGCCCAUAGUGGUGGGGUUAAUGACAUUGCUUUCUCACAACCGAACAAGCAAUUGUGCAUUGUGACUUGUGGAGUUGACAAAACUAUCAAGGUUUGGGAUGCUACUACUGGCGUCGUGCAGUAUACUUAUGAAGGUCAUGAGGCACCUAUUUACUCCAUAUGCCCACAUUCAAAAGAAAAUAUUCAUUUUAUCUUCUCCACUUCCCUUGAUGGAAAAAUAAAGGCUUGGUUGUAUGAUAAUGGGGGCUCAAGAGUGAAUUAUACAGCACCUGGUCAAUGGUGUACUACCAUGGCUUAUAGUGCUGAUGGAACAAGGCUUUUCUCUUGUGGUACUAGUAAAGAAGGAGAUUCAUAUAUUGUUGAGUGGAAUGAAAGCGAAGGGUCUGUAAAGAGAACAUAUUCUGGUUUCCGGAAAAGGUCAAUGGGGGUUGUGCAAUUUGAUACAACGAAAAAUAGAUUUUUGGCUGCUGGAGAUGAUUUUGUGGUCAAGUUCUGGGAUAUGGACAAUAUUAACCUUCUGACAACAACUGAUGCAGAGGGUGGAUUGUCGGCUUCUCCACGCAUCCGCUUCAACAAAUUAGGAUCACUACUAGCUGUUUCUACUAGUGAUAAUUGUAUUAAGAUAUUAGCAAAUGUUGAGGGUUUUCAACUGUUACGUUCCUUCGAAAGUCGACUUUACAGUGUUGCGAGAUCAGUUUCUGAGGCAAAGGCACCGACCAUUAGCUCUUUGGGGGCCGUGAGUGCUAUGCCUGGAAUUAGUGUCGCUAUUGCUGAUCGUAGUACCAUAGUAGCCCCUAUUGUUGGAUUGAAUGGUGAUAGUCGUAGUAUUUCUGAUGUGAAGCCCAAGGUUCUUGAUGAGUCAGUUGACAAAUCAAAGAUAUGGAAACUCGCUGAAAUCACUGAACCAUCUCAAUGUUGUUCUCUUAGACUUCCAGAUAAUCUACUUGCUGUAAAGAUUGCCCGGCUGAUUUAUACUAAUUCAGGCCAUGCUAUCUUGGCAUUAGCAUCCAAUGCUGUUCACAAGCUAUGGAAAUGGCAGAAAACCGACAGAAAUGUCACUGUGAAGGCAACUGCAGCUGUGGCGCCACAGAUAUGGCAACCUACGAGCGGAAUAUUGAUGACUAAUGAAAUCAGUGAUACAAACCCCGAAGAAGCUAUUCACUGCUUUGCGCUAUCAAAGAAUGAUUCAUAUGUUAUGUCCGCAUCAGGCGGGAAGAUAUCCCUCUUUAAUAUGAUGACAUUCAAGACGAUGACAACUUUCAUGCCUCCACCACCAACAGCGACCUUUCUUGCUUUUCACCCUCAAGACAAUAAUAUCAUUGCCAUAGGCAUGGAUGAUUCUUCCAUCCAAAUCUAUAAUGUGCGGGUUGAUGAGGUUAAAAGCAAACUCAGAGGGCAUCAAAAUAGGAUUACUGGUCUUGCAUUUUCGAAUGUCCUUAAUGUUCUCGUAUCUUCAGGAGUAGAUGCUCAGUUGUGUGUGUGGGGAAUGGAUACUUGGGAAAAACAAGCGAGCAAAUUUUUACAGAUUCCUCCUAAUCGGAUGUCAGGUGCCUUUGCAGAAACCAAGGUUCAAUUUCACCAGGACCAGGUUCAAUUUUUGGUUGUUCAUGAAUCCCAGAUUGCAAUUUAUGAAGCAACAAAACUGGACUGUCAUAAACAGUGGAUCCCACGGGACAUGUCUGUAACACAUGCUACAUAUUCAUGCGAUAGCCAAAUGAUAUAUGCAACCUUCACAGAUGGAAGUGUGAGCAUCUUCACGUCUGCACUUCGAUUGAGAUGUCGGAUAAGCCCCAUGGCCUAUCUCAAAGCACCGCCAAGUGUGAACACGUAUCCUGUUGUGGUGGCUGCCCAUCCCACUGAACCCAAUCAGCUCGCCUUGGGUCUUAGCGAUGGCGGUGUUCAUGUGCUCGAACCAUUGGACUCAAACGAAGGCAAAUGGGGAUCCGCUCCCCCGACGGAAAAUGUAGGUGCCAGCUCCAGCUCCAGCCAACCUGUUGGAAAUCCUAAUUCAGAUCAACCACCAAGGUGAUACAGCUGCUGGAAGCUUAUUUGACAUUUGCGCCAAGUUUUCUUCUGGGAGUGUAGAGGGUUCGUUGCUCCCAAGGGGGGCAGUAAUUGGAAAUCAAGUUGAUCAAUGUGAGUCAGAUGUUUGACAUAAGUUUAGUGUAUGCUGAUUUGCAUCAGAAAAACCAUUGCUUUAUACAGAUCAUGGUGACUAACUUGUAUAUGGUAAAGCUUGCAUCAAGUAUUCUACUGAAUAGAAGAUGCAUGGAGACUGCUCAGUGGAAGUCAUGGGGAGUGCAGCAGCUGCCUUUGUUCACGGUUAGGCUCUUAACAGAAAAGUAUCAUGUUUUUAGAAAUUAUUUUUGCCUCAUCUUAUUAAAUUAUUUUGAAAUGUGUGAAGAAUUAGCAUCUUUUAUAUUGUAUCAGUAAUAUUCCAUCAAUAUUUUAUUUGAAAUCUUUCACUCCGUUGAUGCUUUGUUUCUUGUUAAUUUUUUAUUUCAGGUCCAAUGUAAUGUUUUAACUCUGGAUAGUUCCAAUUUUUUUGUUUUAUUAUUGGUAUA
Dendrobium catenatum is the source of this 4476-nucleotide messenger RNA. Its product is annotated as protein TPR3. Gene Ontology annotation, biological process: regulation of DNA-templated transcription. The record is from RefSeq and is a predicted model, not a curated record. Gene Ontology annotation, molecular function: protein binding. Bases 522 to 3941 code for a protein of 1139 amino acids. The transcript has 25 exons. NCBI's taxonomy places the organism in Eukaryota, Viridiplantae, Streptophyta, Magnoliopsida, Asparagales, Orchidaceae.